UUUCACUAGGAGGAGAAUAUAAAUGCAGGAAGGUUUAGUCAGCAAACCAGACUGCUCAAAUAUCAACCACAUCAAGUAUAGCUGCAGAUUAUUGUCGUGUACUGGACAGCAACUUUUUUCCAAAAUGUUGAAUCUUAUUCUGGUUCUAACUGGAGUUUGUACAGUGGGCAUGGCCAUGCCUUUACCUGAUUUCUACUCUUACUCACUGGCUGCUGGGAGCGGCAGUGGGACUGCAUAUUCCACUGCACAUGCGGGUCACAUCACUGGUAUCAGAAUCUGGGAAUACAGUAGCGCAUACAUUGGUGGAAUCCAGCUGAGUUAUGAUGGUAACUGGACAACACUGGUUUGUGCAAACUAUGGCACUCCGACGGAGAUGACACUUCUUGACAACGAAUCCAUCGUUCAGGUGUCUGGAAAGUAUGACAGUGGCUACAUCUAUGAGCUUAUGUUUGUCACUAGUCAAGGCCGAUCUUUCAAAGUGGGACAACCUUCUGGAAUCUCAUUUAACUUCUACCCGACCCAUGAUGGAAGUGAGCUACGUUUUCUCAGUGGUCAACAUAAUGGAUACGGAAUCACCUCCAUUGGGGCUCACUGGGCUGUCUACCACACCAGUGACAACAGUGUAACACCUUAAGAUCAUAUUAGUUCAGUUCAGUGCCCUUUACCUUCUUCCUGCCAGAAUUAAAUAAAUAUCUACAGAUUUAAAUUGAUUUUUUAUCUGUGUUUAUUUGAGUUUCAUCUUGUUCUCAUUUUUAUAGACAAGAUUCUCAUGAUUAUUACUUGAAUAAAGCCAAUGUUGUUUUGUUCAUUUUAGCCUAUCUGUGUUAGGUGGGUCUUCUAAACUACGCUCGUUUUCAGAUGCAGCUGGAUUUACAACAUUUUCAGCUACAUAACCAUUCUGUCUUUUUAUUUUUAAAUGUAUUUUUUUUUUUUAGCAUUUUCUUUAUUAUUUGAAUUGCCUUGUGUUUGUAUAUUUCUUCAACAACUGACAUUCACAUAUAUUAUCUUUUAUUUUUGUUAUAUGAAGAUCACAUUAAAAAAAUUUGACCUUG
Onychostoma macrolepis is the source of this 1052-nucleotide messenger RNA. Its product is annotated as zymogen granule membrane protein 16-like. The coding region runs from base 23 to 634 and encodes 203 amino acids. NCBI's taxonomy places the organism in Eukaryota, Metazoa, Chordata, Actinopteri, Cypriniformes, Cyprinidae. The transcript is spliced from 4 exons. The record is from RefSeq and is a predicted model, not a curated record.